This is a messenger RNA of Nyctereutes procyonoides (raccoon dog), 2754 nucleotides long. It is a transcript of the gene HKDC1, whose product is annotated as hexokinase domain containing 1. The coding region runs from base 1 to 2754 and encodes 917 amino acids. Gene Ontology annotation, molecular function: ATP binding; glucokinase activity; fructokinase activity. Lineage: Eukaryota; Metazoa; Chordata; Mammalia; Carnivora; Canidae. The record is from RefSeq and is a predicted model, not a curated record. The transcript has 18 exons. Gene Ontology annotation, cellular component: cytosol; mitochondrion. Gene Ontology annotation, biological process: glycolytic process; intracellular glucose homeostasis; glucose 6-phosphate metabolic process.
AUGUUUGCAGUACACUUGAUGGCAUUUUACUUCAGCAAACUGAAGGAGGAUCAGAUCAAGAAGGUGGACAGGUUCCUGUAUCACAUGCGGCUCUCCGAUGAGACCCUUUUGGACAUCAUGGCUCGCUUCCAGGCUGAAAUGCAGAAGGGUCUGGGGAAGGACACCAACCCCACAGCCUCUGUGAAGAUGCUGCCCACCUUUGUCAGGGCCAUUCCAGAUGGCUCAGAAAAUGGGGAAUUUCUUUCUCUGGAUCUUGGAGGGUCCAAGUUUCGUGUCUUAAAGGUCCAAGUCUCUGAAGAGGGGAAAAGAAACGUCCAGAUGGAGAGUCAGUUCUACCCAACACCCAAUGAAAUUAUCCGAGGGAAUGGCUCAGAGCUGUUUGACUACAUAGCUGACUGUCUGGCAGAUUUCAUGAAGACGAGAGGGUUGAAGCAUAAGAAAUUUCCCCUCGGCCUAACCUUUUCUUUUCCAUGCAGACAAACUAAAUUGGAAGAGGGUAUUCUGCUUUCAUGGACCAAGAAGUUUAAGGCACGGGGAGUUCAAGACACAGAUGUAGUGAGUUGUCUGACCAAAGCCAUGAAAAAACACAAGGACAUAGACGUGGACAUCCUGACCUUGGUCAAUGACACUGUGGGAACCAUGAUGACCUGUGCCUAUGAUGAUCCCUACUGUGAAGUUGGUGUCAUCAUUGGUACUGGCACCAAUGCGUGUUACAUGGAAGACAUGAGCAACAUUGACCUGGUGGAAGGUGAUGAGGGGAGAAUGUGCAUCAACACGGAGUGGGGGGCCUUCGGGGAUGAUGGGACUCUGGAAGAUAUUCGUACCGAGUUCGACCGGGAGAUAGACCUCGGCUCUCUCAACCCUGGGAAGCAACUGUUUGAGAAGAUGAUCAGUGGCCUGUACCUGGGCGAACUUGUCAGGAUUGUAUUGCUGAAGAUGGCCAAGGCAGGUCUCCUGUUUGGUGGCAAGAAAUCCUCUGCUCUCCACACUAAGGGCAAGAUUGAAACACGGCAUGUGGCUGCCAUGGAAAAGUAUAAAGAAGGCCUUGCCAAUACAAGAGAGAUCCUGACAGACCUGGGCCUGGAGCCUUCGGAGGCUGACUGCAUUGCGGUCCAGCACGUCUGCACCAUCGUCUCUUUCCGUUCAGCCAAUCUCUGUGCAGCAGCCCUGGCAGCCAUCCUGACACGCCUCCGGGAGAACAAGAAGCUGGAGCGGCUCCGGACCACAGUGGGCAUGGACGGCACACUCUACAAGAUACACCCUCAAUAUCCCAAACGCCUGCACAAGGUGGUAAGGAGGCUGGUUCCGAACUGCGACGUCCGCUUCCUCUUGUCAGAGAGUGGCAGCACCAAGGGAGCUGCCAUGGUGACAGCGGUGGCCUCCCGGGUGCAGGCCCAAAGGAAGCAGAUUGACAAGGUGCUGGCUUUGUUCCAGCUGACUCAAGAGCAGCUUAUGGAUGUGCAGGGCAAGAUGCGGAGGGAGUUCGAGUAUGGACUAAAAAGGGACACCCACCUCAUGGCCACAGUCAAGAUGCUGCCCACCUACGUCUGCGGAAUGCCAGAUGGCACAGAGAAAGGAAAGUUCCUUGCCCUGGAUCUGGGGGGAACCAACUUCCGGGUCCUCCUGGUAAAGAUCAGAAGUGGACGGAGGUCAGUGCGAAUGUACAACAAGAUCUUUGCCAUCCCCUUGGAGAUCAUGCAGGGCACCGGUGAGGAGCUAUUUGACCACAUCGUGCAGUGCAUCGCUGACUUCCUGGACUACAUGGGCCUCAAGGGAGUCCAACUGCCUUUGGGCUUCACAUUCUCAUUUCCCUGCAGGCAGACGAGCAUUGACAAGGGAACACUCAUUGAGUGGACCAAAGGCUUCAAGGCCACUGAUUGUGAAGGGGAAGACGUGGUGGACAUGCUCAGGGAAGCCAUCAAGAGGAGAAAUGAGUUUGACUUAGACAUAGUUGCAGUUGUGAAUGAUACAGUGGGGACCAUGAUGACCUGUGGCCAUGAAGAUCCUAAUUGUGAGAUAGGCCUGAUUGCAGGAACAGGCAGCAACAUGUGCUAUAUGGAAGAGAUGAGGAACAUCGAACUGGUGGAAGGGGAUGAAGGGAAGAUGUGCAUUAACACCGAGUGGGGAGGAUUUGGAGAUAAUGGCUGCAUAGAUGACAUCCGGACCCAAUAUGAUGAGAAGGUGGAUGAGGGGUCCUUGAACCCCGGCAAACAGAGAUAUGAGAAGAUGACCAGCGGGAUGUAUCUGGGGGAAAUUGUGCGGCAGAUCCUGAUUGACCUGACCAAGCAGGGUCUUCUCUUCCGUGGGCAGAUUUCAGAGCGUCUCCGGACCAGGGGCAUCUUUGAAACCAAAUUCCUGUCUCAGAUUGAAAGCGAUCGGCUAGCCCUCCUCCAGGUCAGGAGUAUCCUGCAACAGCUUGGCCUAGACAGCACAUGUGAGGACAGCAUUGUGGUGAAGGAGGUGUGCGGAGCUGUGUCCCGGCGGGCGGCCCAGCUCUACGGUGCAGGCCUGGCUGCUGUCGUGGAGAAGAAGAGGGAAGACCAGGGGCUUGAAUACCUCAAGAUCACUGUGGGAGUGGAUGGCACCCUGUACAAGCUGCACCCACACUUUUCCCGGAUAUUGCAGGAAACCGUGAAAGAACUAGCACCUCGAUGUGAUGUGACGCUCAUGCUGUCAGAAGAUGGGAGUGGAAAGGGAGCCGCUCUGAUCACUGCUGUGGCCAAGAGGUUACAGCAGGCACAGAAGGAGAACUAG